GAUCACGAGAUCAUCCUUAAUAAAGGAGCUAAGUUGAGCCCAGGACUAAUAUACCCUAUAGCGCCCGAGCAUAAUGCUGAGCUGCGGGAUUACAUCCAAAAGAACUUAAAAAAGGGAUUUAUCCGACCGGGAUCAGGCCCGAUAGCCUCACCCAUCUUGUUCGUAAAGAAACCUAACGGGAAGUGGCGACUAUAUGUCGACUUCAGAAGAUUAAACAGCGUAACUUAG
Messenger RNA from Bipolaris sorokiniana ND90Pr, 228 nucleotides. RefSeq lists its product as uncharacterized. The record is from RefSeq and is a predicted model, not a curated record. Lineage: Eukaryota; Fungi; Ascomycota; Dothideomycetes; Pleosporales; Pleosporaceae. The annotation marks the transcript as partial. The transcript has a single exon.